AUGAACCUGGGUCUCUCGACUGAGAGUCGAGGGCACAGAGGACUACUGUGCUCAAGAACCACUGUGCUCAAGGACUACUGUGCUCAAGGACUACUGUGCUCAAGGACUACUGUGCUCAAGGACUACUGUGCUCAAGGACCACUGUGCUCAAGGACUACUGUGCUCAAGGACUACUGUGCUCAAGGACUACUGUGCUCGAGGACUACUGUGCUCAAGGAUUACUGUGCUCAAGGAUUACUGUGCUCAAGGACUACUGUGCUCAAGAACAACUGUGCUCAAGGACUACUGUGCUCGAGGACUACUGUGCUCAAGGACUACUGUGCUCAAGGACUACUGUGCUCGAGGACUACUGUGCUCAAGGACUACUGUGCUCGAGGACUACUGUGCUCAAGGACUACUGUGCUCGAGGACUACUGUGCUCAAGGAUUACUGUGCUCAAGGAUUACUGUGCUCAAGGACUACUGUGCUCAAGGAUUACUGUGCUCAAGGACUACUGUGCUCAAGGACUACUGUGCUCAAGGACUACUGUGCUCAAGGAUUACUGUGCUCAAGGAUUACUGUGCUCAAGGAUUACUGUGCUCAAGGACUACUGUGCUCAAGGAUUACUGUGCUCAAGGAUUACUGUGCUCGAGGACUACUGUGCUCAAGGAUUACUGUGCUCGAGGAUUACUGUGCUCAAGGACUACUGUGCUCAAGGACUACUGUGCUCAAGGAUUACUGUGCUCAAGGAUUACUGUGCUCGAGGACUACUGUGCUCAAGGAUUACUGUGCUCGAGGAUUACUGUGCUCAAGGACUACUGUGCUCGAGGACUACUGUGCUCCAGGACUACUGUGCUCAAGGACUACUGUGCUCAAGGACUACUGUGCUCGAGGACUACUGUGCUCAAGGACUACUGUGCUCGAGGACUACUGUGCUCAAGGACUACUGUGCUCAAGGACUACUGUGCUCGAGGACUACUGUGCUCGAGGACUACUGUGCUCAAGGACUACUGUGCUCAAGGACUACUGUGCUCGAGGACUACUGUGCUCAAGGACUACUGUGCUCGAGGACUACUGUGCUCAAGGACUACUGUGCUCGAGGACUACUGUGCUCAAGGACCACUGUGCUCGAGGACUACUGUGCUCAAGGACUACUGUAAGGGACGCAUAAGGCUACACAAAAUAAAUUAG
Procambarus clarkii (red swamp crayfish) is the source of this 1170-nucleotide messenger RNA. RefSeq lists its product as uncharacterized. The record is from RefSeq and is a predicted model, not a curated record. NCBI's taxonomy places the organism in Eukaryota, Metazoa, Arthropoda, Malacostraca, Decapoda, Cambaridae.